CAAAAAUGGAGAUUAGAUUUGUUUUACUUGCGUGAGUGCAUGGCCCCCAUUAUUGGUAAACAUUGGGCCGAAAAUUAUCGCAUAAAAAUGGGGCGGAAUUGAACGUAUUUAUCCUAGAACGGUGCGCAAAUGUACGGGAAAUAUGAAGAGAAAAUUAAAUAUAUUGGAACUACGGCGCUUGAAGGAAUGUGAUCAGCAAAAUGUUGAUGGAUACAAUGUCUUUGGAGAGGGGGAAAUGGGGUCCCCCAGGAAGAAACGCUUACCGUCGGCGGUCAGCAACUGGCAUCCGAGCAGGACUCCCAAGAGCUCCCGAAAAGAAGAUCCACGCGAGCAUCAGAAUCUCAGCCGCGAGGAAAUAGCGCUUAUGCUUAUGGAAGUUUCGGAGAAAAUUGAUCGCUGUUCCGAUUUCGAUCUUCAGAAGUGGCUCAACCGAUACGAAAGUCUUAGUCAAGGGAGAACCAAUUUUCCGGAAGCUGCCAUGCUGAUUGUGAGUGCGGCACAGAUUUACGGUAGAAAGGUUGAUUAUUUGGAAGACAUUAUUCUGCAUAUGGAUCAGGAUCAGAAAGGAAGAGACGAUAGCAAAACGAGUGAGGAGCAGGAUAAACCGGUAAAACCAACGGGUAGAAGGCGAACGACUCGCUUUCAGCCACAAUCUCUGUCGGAUUGUUUCAGUGAUCUGGAUUUCACUUUUAACGAUAAAAAAACGGUUCCGAUCGGUUCAUUGGUAGCACGUGUAGAACCGAUCAGGGUCGACCAGAGAAACAAGUUUCAACAGAUGCAGGAGUUAUGUCACGAACUCCGAACAAUGCCGACUAAACAGCGAAGACAGGAGAUUUUGCACCGGUUGCGAGACGAAGCCAACAUUCCGCCCAUCAUGUCCAGUCAUAAGGCGGCCCGAAAAAAUCAGAUUCUAGAUUUGGAAUCCGGUGAAACCAUAGGAACUCGGUACGAUUAUCAGAUCUACUUAAACUUCAUCGAUGUUCGAACCGGAUCGUUAACUCCGGAGCACGAUCUGAAGCGAUUCUUCCAACGGUGCGAUGUAAUCGAUUAUUUGUUCGAACAGCAAGAGUGUGAACGGGAACGCUGCAAGCGUAGUGGAAUACCGGCGCCGGAGAAGGUUUUUCCGCUUAUGCCGCGCGAGUUCAAAAUGUAUAUUCCGCCCGACUAUUUGAAAAAUAAAUACCGCAUCCAAAUGAACGAUACUUCCGAUUUUGACAAUGAGUUGCAUCAAGCUAAGAUAAGCAAUUAUCAAGGAGAUCCUAUUCUAGAUUUGUUGAAAAGCAAGUUUGCUGUGAAGGUCAAUGAAAAAGUUUCCCAAAAAAGUCGCACAACAUCCUCGAAAUGUUCGUCACCCAAAUCGCCUACACCAGAAGUAUCGUUUUCCAGUGCUCUGUGUUCUACGAGAAUCGAGCAAAAUAAUAUGUCUCUUGAAAGUACAACUGAGGAGCAGGAUUCCGGUGCGUUUGACGAUGGCGGCGAAUAUUUGGAUGAUACCCCAACUACUGAACAAGAAACUUCGUUCGAUCAACCAACCUCCCUUGUACAAUCUACUAAAGAUUCAACCACUGCGCUUACCGAAUCUGAUAGCUCAGCUUAUCUCACAGCUCAAACAUCUGUCGAAUCAUCUCAACAACCAUCUAGAGUUUCAGAGAAAAUAACUGAGUCACCGGAAAACAACGAUUCUGCUGUGGAACCUGAGCACGAGUUGUCCACUCAAAAUCCAAAUAGUGACGCUUUGGUGAUAGAACCGCAAAAACCAUCAUUGAACGAAAGCAAUCGCCAAAACUCGAUAGAUAAUUUCAAAGAACAUUCACCGGAACCGGAACUGAUGGCACUUGAAAAUCAACCGGAAUCCACGGUGGAUCCCCGUCCAGCAGUAGUACAACCGACCAGUCAAUCGCGACUAAGCUACGAAGACGAAGGCAUCGGUCCGGAUCGAGACUCGCCGGGAAAGCAGUCAUCGCGGGAUUUGUCACGGACGACCUCCCUGGAUAAGCUGAGUGAUUGCAUCGGUUCGCUCCCGAAAACACCGGAACCAUCGAAGUCACCGUUCUUUGGCUCUGGAUCCGUCAUACCGAAAAGUGUACCGAUGCGGACAAUCACGAUCAAGCCGGCUCUGGUCACCUUGAACAUACUCAAAAUUCCCGAACUUCAGCUGAAAAAGCACCUGCUCUUUUCACUGCCCGUUGAGUACCGGAAGAUGAAAACCGAUUUGGUACGGAAAACCAGUAUCCGAAAGAAGGAAAAAAUCACGUUAGCCGUUUACAGUUUGAGCCCGCGGGCACCGAAAAAUAUGGAUUGGGUCAAUCGACCUACCACGCCGGAACCGGAAGAUUUCCACGGUUUCGAUGACCUGGCCGCCGAUGAUGAAGUGCUUGCCGAAUCGUUUGACAUGUACUUACCCAGCUCGACUCCGGUCAGCGACGGACAGCGUUCCAAUUAUUCACGCGCAUCAACCCCGGAAAGUGAUUUCUACGGAUUCGACAUCGACGACGACCGUGAAAAUGUCUUCCCAUCGGAACGGUUCACUGUUUCGGAGGCUCCACCAGCACUUACUGGGAUUGUUAGUUCACAGGAAACGGAAAUCGCACCACCGGAGGCGACGAGUUCGACGAAACGUUCGGUGGAAAAAGUGAAAACUGUUUUGCCUAAAGAGAAAGCGGAAAAGUCGCCGUCGGUAUCGCAACCAACGACACCGAAUCGUACGUUAUCACGUGACUCCGGAAUUUCAGACGACCAGAGUGAUCGCCGAGGGAGCCGCUCGAAGGAAAGCACACCGGAACCAACGUCGGUUCCGCAAGAAUGUCCCAUCGUUGUUAGCGAGCAAGUUCAGAACAAACCUGAAAAUAGAACUACAGAAGUUGAAGUGUCAAUACAGGAGGUUACGGUCAUCCCGAAUAAAAAAUACAUCCAAAGUGUGACCGAAGCGAAAGAAAUGAUCGAAAAAGUGAACAGCUGGCAUCGGAAGCUGAAACCGAUUUUGAUUCAGUCGGAGAAGCGCAAUCAUUUCGAUAUCCAUGCCUAUGGAACGGAAAUCAUCGAGUCGUUUGGUCCCGUAGAUCCGGUAAAUCCAACGCCAACCAUCAGCUUUGCUAAGGUGAUGCAAAACAAACAGGAAGAUUUUACGGCACGGUACUUCCUGUCCAUGUUGAUGCUUGCCAAUACCAACAACGUACACGUGUUCACCCGGAAUAAAGACUCCAACCGCCUAACCGAGAAAGAGGAUAUCGAGCUGCGUUUGCUGAGUAGAAAGCGGCAUCAUCAGGAGGUAGACUGUUUGGGUGAGAAGAUUCCCUGUGAUAACAAACCGGCUAGCAAACCGGCCAAACAGAAGAGUAAAUCAUCCCGGGGGACAAAACGAAAGAGGCUUGUGUCUGAUACGGACGAUGUGAUAUCAGAACAAAGUAAUAAAUUGACCGGAAUCUGCAGACUACAGGACGAUGAGGAAACGAAUCAUGAAUUCCUGGAUAAAAUUAGACGGAUCUAUCCGGACAUUAACAGUGAAGAAACGGUACGCAAACGGAUAGCGUUCCGUCGUGGCAUGCGCCAAUGUGCGUAUGGACUGUCAACGGAUGAAACUUCCAAGGAUCAACCGAUGGUGCAGGAAAUUCCCGUUAAACCUACAGCGCCACACAAGCCAUUGAACGAGGACAUAGAUGAGCUGUUAUCCGUAGAUUUAGUGACGAAUGAAGCCGUGAUGAUUCCAGCCGUCACCGAUCGGGACCCGUGUUGUUCUAGAAGCAUAUUUUCCUUAGGCGAAUCGGGAUAUGAAUCGAUCCUAGGGGAAGGUGAUUGUUAGUUUACACACUUUCUUAGCGCGUGUCUCAAUGUUGUCAUCGUAUUUUGCUCGAUAAGAGUAACUUUUUUUUUUUUAGAGAAUGAUUACAUUAGGCAAAAAGUUCACGAUGUUAGAAGUAAGUUUGAAACCAUUUCUUUCUUUCUGCUUUCAACCUAUCUCCUAAGUACAAAUUUAAUUGUAAAAUGACAACCCACACGGUCCUUAUUUUUGUUACGUAGAACUAUUGCGUUCUAAUAAUUUAGAUUGUUUCAAAGACCACAUAGCAGGUCCACUUGACGUACUCGAAUUUAUUUUCUUUACACCCGAAGUAAACAUUAAUUUAGCAUUUCCAUUUUCUUUAGUUUACACAUUUCAGUAUAUAUAUUUUUUUGCAUUUUGUUUUUUAUGCACUUUAAAGCUUUUACCUCUUAAGAUUACGUUUAAAUCGAUAGCACUCGCCGGUUAGAAUCCAGUGACAAAGCUCGUUUUGAUAGCUGAAUAUUUAUUUACAUAUGAACCACUGAUCAGCACUAUGCUUUCCAUGAAAAAAAAUAUUUUUAGUAAUAGAAUUUAGAUGUUUAGAUAACUACUCAGUGUUGCUAUCCCAGUCCACAGAGUUGUAUAUACAGCGUAAUGAGCGUUGACGAACAAAAACAAAAUUGGAAUAAUAUUGAAUAGUAUGGGAAAUAGCAGAGUUUAUUAUAAAAUCUGACAUUUAUUUUUUGUAAUAAAAACAAACUGAACUAA
Molecule: messenger RNA, 4525 nt
Organism: Malaya genurostris
Lineage: Eukaryota; Metazoa; Arthropoda; Insecta; Diptera; Culicidae
Exons: 5
Coding region: 143-3799 (1218 amino acids)
Biological process (GO): mitotic sister chromatid separation; meiotic chromosome condensation
Cellular component (GO): condensin complex; nucleus
Molecular function (GO): chromatin binding
Source: RefSeq, a predicted model, not a curated record